This is a messenger RNA of Leishmania braziliensis MHOM/BR/75/M2904, 699 nucleotides long. The record is from the annotation of a RefSeq genome assembly. NCBI's taxonomy places the organism in Eukaryota, Euglenozoa, Kinetoplastea, Trypanosomatida, Trypanosomatidae.
CAUUUGAAAACACCACCUGCUACGGCGUCGCUGCGGCAACACAAGGGGUUUCAAGUGCUGGUGCAUGGUGUGCUGGAGGGUGCGGAGUGUGUGGAGAUGGGGUCCAUGUUCGCCCGCACACAGCUCUUUUUCGACCCUCAUUGAGCGUUCCUGGAGAGCAAUGGCGCCUACGGCGAUGGCGCGGAUGAGGACGACGAAGAUCUCAUCUUGCCGACGUACAGCAACAACGCCGAAAUGCUAACCCAGCUAGCCGACUGCGCCAAGGGCUCCAUCGCGUACUUUAGCUUCACGGCACCUUUUUGAGUUUGCGUUGAUGAGCACAAACCUGUUUGGUUGGCCACAGCUAGUAAUUACACCUCAUACCGUCGAAGGCGCUGGCGGGAGCGCGGAAAAGGGCGCUGACGGCGACAACACUCAAGUUCUCGGCAGCGAGGAGUCCAUCAUUGGCUAGGGUCGAUGCUUUAUUCCAAUGAAGAGCGGGUACCACACAACGGAUAUGCCCGUGAUGCAGCUGGAGAGUGCCACCUCGAGACAGCAGCGGAUUAGCCUCCUCGCCCGCGAGAGACCGGUGCUGCGCGACGUCUCUUGUGCACCGGCAACGACCAGGUGAUGCUGCACGCCCGCCCUCUCGACGGCUAUGUAAGGCUGAGCUUCUCUGUCAUGAUCAACGGCAUGGGGUCGCCAGGAUUCGAGGUGUAG